GGCUGCUUCGCCGCCACCGUCUCCGCGGGAGCAUGGAGUGCGCCCUGGACGCCCAGAGCCUGAUCAGCAUCUCCCUGCGCAAGAUCCACAGCUCCCGGACCCAGCGCGGCGGCAUCAAGCUGCACAAGAACCUCCUGGUGUCCUACGUGCUCCGCAACGCGCGCCAGCUCUACCUGAGCGAGCGCUACGCCGAGCUCUACCGGCGCCAGCAGCAGCAGCAGCAACAGCAACAGCAGCAGCAGCAGCAGCCGCCCCACCACCAGCACCAGCACCUCGCGUACGCGGCACCCGGCAUGCCGGCCAGCGCGGCCGACUUCGGCCCGCUCCAACUUGGCGGUGGCGGGGACGCGGAGGCGCGCGAGCCGGCCGCCCGGCACCAGCUGCACCAGCUCCACCAGCUCCACCAGCUGCACCUCCAGCAGCAGCUGCACCAGCACCAGCACCCGGCGCCCAGGGGCUGCGCGGCGGCGGCCGGGGCGCCCGCGGGCGGCGCGGGGGCGCUCUCGGAGCUGCCCGGGUGCGCCGCGCUCCAGCCGCCGCACGGCGCGCCCCACCGCGGGCAGCCCUUGGAGCAGCUGCAGCCGGGUCCUGCGCCGCUGCCGCCGCCCGCUCCCGCCGCGCUCUGCCCGCGGGACCCUCGCGCCUCGGCCGCCUGCUCCGCGCCCUCCGCGCCCCCAGCGGCCGCCCCUCAGGCCGCUGCUGGCGCCUCCCCGCCCGCCUCCCCGGCCCCCGCCUCCUCCCCAGGCUUCUACCGGGGCGCGUACCCGGCCCCCUCGGACUUCGGCGUGCACUGCAGCAGCCAGACCACCGUGCUGGACCUGGACACUCACGUGGUGACCACGGUGGAGAACGGCUACUUGCACCAGGACUGCUGCGCCUCCGCCCACUGCCCCUGCUGUGGCCAGGGCGCCCCAGGACCCGGCCUGGCGUCGGCCGCCGGCUGCAAGCGCAAGUAUUACCCGGGCCAGGAGGAGGACGAAGACGACGAGGAGGACGCGGGCGACCUGGGAGCCGAACCCCCCGGGGGCGCCCAGUUCGCCCCCUGCAAGCGCGCCCGCUUCGAGGACUUCUGCCCGGACUCGUCCCCGGACGCGUCCAACAUCUCAAACUUGAUCUCCAUCUUUGGCUCGGGCUUCUCGGGGCUGGUGAGCCGACAGCCGGACUCCUCCGAGCAGCCGCCGCCGCUCAACGGGCAGCUGUGCGCCAAGCAGGCGCUCGCCAGCCUCGGCGCCUGGACUCGAGCCAUUGUCGCCUUCUAGGGACCCCCGAGGGCACGGGGACCCGGGGCCCCGCGGGGCUGGGGCCAGACAAAGACUCGGCUAAGGGGCGAGAGGAGGGAGCGAACGGGCGCCUGGCCACCCGGGGCUGAGCUGGGAGCGAGCAGGGGGAGGCGGCUGAUGUUUUAUAAAUUGUAAAAUAAAAAAAAAAAA
This is a messenger RNA of Mustela erminea (ermine), 1430 nucleotides long. RefSeq names its product immediate early response 5 like (gene IER5L). The record is from RefSeq and is a predicted model, not a curated record. Lineage: Eukaryota; Metazoa; Chordata; Mammalia; Carnivora; Mustelidae. Bases 33 to 1259 code for a protein of 408 amino acids. The transcript has a single exon.